Dentiscutata erythropus is the source of this 603-nucleotide messenger RNA. Lineage: Eukaryota; Fungi; Glomeromycota; Glomeromycetes; Diversisporales; Gigasporaceae. The record is from the annotation of a GenBank genome assembly.
AUGUCUCAUGCAAUUACUCAACAAAAAAAGUACCUGUCAAAAAUACGUGGUCCAUCAUGCUCUCGUAAGCUCAAACUCAAUAACGAUAAUAAUCUUUUAACAAAUAACCCUCAAAAGUUACGUUCUCCUUAUACUACGAAAAAAGAUCGAAAUAAUUGUAAUCAUUGUAAAGAAACUGGUGAUAGUAUGAAAUUACUGACAGAAAGAUUAACGAGAAUCGAAAAAUUGAUUGGUGAUUUGUCCAAACUUGUUCAAGAUAUUAAUCCAUCCAUUAUUAAUAAGGCGGCUCUUAGAUCUAUUACGUUACCGGGCCACAUACUCCAUAAUGUAGAUUUAUCAACCUGUAAACUUGAUGACCUUCAAAAAAUCGUAACUUUCGCUACAAAUACUAUGAAUUUUUCGCAUAAAACAUUUCACUCUGAACCAGAACAAGAUCUUCAACUUUUUCCUAAAGAUUCAAUUGAUCCCAAGUAUUUAAUGAAUAAAAAUGCAGUAUCAAAGAUUGCAUUAUGUAAGAAACAGGAAAGACAGGAUUCUGGUUAUUUGAGCGUUGAAGAAGAUUUUAAACCUGUGAUCUAUAAGGAAGGUGAACCUUGGUUGUGA